This is a messenger RNA of Symbiodinium sp. CCMP2456, 2397 nucleotides long. NCBI's taxonomy places the organism in Eukaryota, Dinophyceae, Suessiales, Symbiodiniaceae. The record is from the annotation of a GenBank genome assembly.
AUGACGAAGCAUAUUCUCGAUCGGGAUGCCUUUGCGGAGCAUCUCGAUGCAUCGUGGCAGACAUUCCGGAGGCAGCUGCUGGAUGUGUAUCCAAACGGCCCGAGCCUCGAGCCAUUACCUCCUAUAAUUGGCCAUACUUUCGAGGAAGUCUUCGAGGCAACACCUGUAGACUUGGAUUCGGCAGCUUAUGCCGCGGCAAUUGAUGCAGCCAGGCAGAUUUCAGCAGAAUCCAAAGCCACAGCGGAAGAGAUCGCAGUCCGCACAGGCUCAAUCUCACCUUCGAUAGACAGCGAUAUCGUCAGGCAAGGCCAUUCUGGCCACCUCCUGCAAUCAGGACUUCGAGGACUAAGUGAAGAAGAUGCGGCAGCAGUGAAAGAUCGUUUGCGCCUUCGUUUGGGAAUCCUCUCGCCCAAAGCAUUGGUAUCCGGCAAGGCACUGCUGGAAUGUGUGUCCGCGCUCGGACUAACGCGAUACACCGAGGAGGAGAUGAAUGAGUUCGUCAACAUGCUUGGGGACUUCGUCCAACUGGAAUUUGUGACGAAGCCGGAGAGGAGGCCAAGCCAAAGCCCCGUCACAAUGAACACCAUGCUCUUCGGGGCGCAGGAAGUCAUGGAGACGGAAUCUAAACUGGGAAAGCCUAAGUGGCAAUGGCCGGCAGCAACAGCAACUCGAGACCUGCCAACCAUGCGCGCCAGCUUAAGCUUGAAGGGUGGGGUCGAGAGGGUUUCCGUCCAGCCUUCACGCCGAGUAGCACACAAUGUGAUCCCUGCACAGCCUUUACUCGACAUUUUCCUGUCACAGGAGACGGAGGUUCACAAGCGGAUUUUUGGAGCAAGGGGUCUCAAUCAGUACAGGGCCAUGAAGGAGAUUCUGCUGGCUGGAGACACCAACCGGCUAGUUGCAGAGCUCACAUUCGUGCGGAUCAAUGACCUUGCAGCACCACCAGAGCCGAUGCAUCCUAUCAUGUAUUUGGAGCCUCUGGUAGCUAUUCUGAUCAUUGGCAACGGUAUUAUGAUUGGCUUCCAGACUGAUCCAGGCUACAAGGACUGGAAUGGCUGGGUGUAUAUUGAGAUGGCAUUUGCCAUAUGUCUGAUUCUCGAAGUGUGCCUGCGAAUGUAUGUGUUGGGAUGCUUUGGAUACUGGUGCGGAUCUGAACGUCUCUGGAACUGGUUUGACUUAUUCCUGAUGUGCACGGGCAUAUCGGACAUCGCUAUCCAGCUUUUCGACGACCAAGAAUCUGGAAUGGCGGGCACUUCGCUACUCAGAUUCUGCCGCUUAAUUCGUCUAGUUCGGAUAGUCAAGGUCUUCCGUAUCAAGGUCAUGAAAGAUCUUCGGCUUAUGGUCAAGGGACUGCUGGCAGGCAUCCGGACUCUUGCCUUGGCUUUCAUCUUACUCUUCGCAGUCUUAUAUGUGAUCUCUGGCUUCGCAACCAUGACAAUCGGAAGCAGCGACAUAACGGUUGAUCUCGGGCUGAACCAGUAUUUCAACAACAUCCCCAACUCUAUGUUUACCGCCUUCCGAUGUUUCACUGGAGAGUGUGUAAGCGACGACGGGAGGCCUAUCCACUCAUUGCUUGCGUCGAGGUUUGGGGUGCUUUUUAAGGCAGGGUAUGUUGCCAGCUACAUGCUCGUGACGAUGGGGAUUUUCAAUGUGAUCUUGGCGGUUUAUGUUGACAUAACGAUGAAAGCGGCGAAAGAGAACGAUGCAGUCACUGCCGAGCAGUACUCACGUGAAUCAAUCCGAGUUGCCCGGACGACGCGGGAGCUCCUGAAAAAGUUUGCCGCAGCAUAUCACUCAUUUCAUGAACCCCAUCGGAACCACCAUCAUGGUUCACCGAACGACGAGCAUGAUCCGGAGGCAAAGGUCAAUACCUCCUCUGCCAGAGCCAUGUAUGCAGAGGACGGCAUGCACGACAAGAUCGCAAUCACCAAAGACCUUUUCCUUUUGAUCGUGCAGGACCGUGGGGUGCAGAAGCUCAUGGAUGACCUAGAUCUGCCUCACGAUCGCGCUAACCUCUUCGAGAUCAUCGAUGCCGAUGGAAGUGGAACGCUUCAAAUCACAGAGCUUCUGCAAGGCCUCUUAAAAAUCCGUGGCGAGAUCAGCAAGAGUGAUACGGUGGCCUCCCUGUUGGCGACCAAAGCUGUCUUCAGUAUGCUAAGCGAAUUGAAAGAGGAGCAGCUCAAAGAGUUGAAAUCGCUCAGGGCGGAGUUCGCCGGGUGUCUCGCUAGCUUGUGGAAGCCGAAGCAGCUACCGGUGGCACCGGAACUCAUAAACACCGCAUCUUCCCUCGCGAAGCUCGACAGCCCCAGCCCUGCCCUCGGUCUGGAUCAGGUUGGGAUGCCAUCGAAGCCCGAGGCUUGCAUUGAAGAUGUCGAAACCGCGCCGCCCUUUGCGUGA